This is a messenger RNA of Rhinichthys klamathensis goyatoka, 3757 nucleotides long. RefSeq names its product pleckstrin and Sec7 domain containing 3, like (gene psd3l). The transcript is spliced from 16 exons. NCBI's taxonomy places the organism in Eukaryota, Metazoa, Chordata, Actinopteri, Cypriniformes, Leuciscidae. Gene Ontology annotation, molecular function: guanyl-nucleotide exchange factor activity; protein binding; phospholipid binding. The coding region runs from base 24 to 3263 and encodes 1079 amino acids. The record is from RefSeq and is a predicted model, not a curated record. Gene Ontology annotation, biological process: regulation of ARF protein signal transduction.
UACGUCGAGGGAAAUCUGAAAUCAUGAGCCAGAUGAGUCCUGCUUCAGAGGGGAACUCUUCCCUCUCAGCGCUGUGUCCCAAACUCACCCGAGCGAGCUUCCUCUAUCCAGGAGCGGGGCCGUGCGGCAGCGCCAGGACUGCAGGGACCCGACCCGCACCGGGCCCGAAGCCCCUCGUCCUCCCCCCGCCUCCCGCGGUCCCCGUGGUGAGCCUCAGCAAGCCUCGGGCGCCGCACACCAGCUGGGUGCACAGCGCCAAACAGAAAGAGGAAGCCUGUGCUCGGAGCAGAGCGAGCGAGAGGUCCUUUCUGUGCGCCGUCGCCGAGCGCUCCUCCAAGCUGUAUGGGAACCGACACACACCUGUCCUGCAGCACAGCUCCUCCAGGGACGCACCUGACGCCGGUGUGACAUCACGUCCUGUCCAGGACGCACCUGACGCGGGUAUGACGUCACUUCCUGUCCAGGACGGCGCUGAGACUUCGCCAGUGCUGGCAGAAACACAGAUCAUCAUGGUGCCGUCGGCCAGACUCAGACCUGCCGUUCCUGUCAAGGGAGAAGCGUUUGAUCGUGUCGGCGGCUCCUCUACACACGCACAGAGUGUUGCCAAAGCCAAGUACCAGUUUCUCUUUGGAAACACAGAAGACACAAGCUCAUCAGAUUGCGUGACCUCUCCAACCCAAGCGAACCAGGAAAGCGGCUCAGGUCUUGAGGACGAUGACAUUGACGAGACGUCCCUCUUCCAGGAGAUUGACCGUGAGCUGUCGAAGCUGUUGAGUGGCCUGAGCGCUCGCAGUCAUGAUGCCUCGGCCCAACUGGACUCGACGCCCGCCUCACCCAUGAUCCCCUGCAGCGGACACAACCCAAGCCCGACGCCAGCCCUGGACAUGGCCAAGAACGGCCCGUCUGAGCUCGUGGGAGACUCUCUGCUGUUCGACUCGUGGUGUGAGGCGCUCAUCAAGGACCCCAGCUCCGUCAUGGCGGCCGCCAGCGAGAUGGGCUGCUUCACACGGGACCCCAGGCCUGCAGCGCCCAGCCCGAAUGACUCCGACGCCAGCCCGACUCCAGCUGCGGAAAACACUGGGAAGGAGACGGAGGGCAAGAGGGCAGGAGCAGAAGAACCCGUGGACGAGUCUCUAGAGGAGUCCAACAAAAUCCUGGCCGAGAUCCCGGGCAUCUUCAGCGGCUUUCUGGAAGGGGGCAAACUGCGGGACAAGCCGCCGAAGAAGCUGCGGUUUGUGGAGAGCAGGGCAGAGAGUGUGGCGAACGGAGACAUGCAGAACUGCAGUGUGAAAGAGGAACCGAGUCGGGACACGCAGAUCUCAGACGCCACAGGAGCGGCUCAGGGGCGAGAGCUCGAUCACAGACCCGACCACACACACACAGGAGACAACGCCUCUGACAGGAGUCCUGAAGGCGAGAGUGACUCCACAGAUGUCUUCAGCUGCCGGUUCGAGAGCAUCCUGGAGUCUGAGCGUCUGCGGGCGACUCUCUACAGCAGCAUGGACUCGCUGGACCCUCAAGCUGAAGCUGAACCCGAACCCCGGUCCCAAACCGCCCCGGAGCCCUCCUUCGCCCUCGACAUCCCCCUCACGCCCAUGAUCCAGCAGCGGCUGAAGGACAGAAGCCUGUUCCUGGCCCCCCCGGACCCGAGCUCGGACACUGAGGUGCUGAGCGUCUCCAAGCCGAGCGGGGGGGCGGCGCUGGAGCUCACCUCGUCCUUCCUCUCCACAGCGAACGGUGGAAACCACAGAGACUGGCUGACGGGCUGUUUAAGCAGCGAUGCAGGGCUGAAGGACGUGCUGUCGGACUGGGACUCAGACAUGGACGCUGUGGACUUUCUUAAGGACUCAGAUGUUCUCCACAAUGGCAGCCGGAGUGACCAUGAAGCGGCGCGGCGUCUGGCCCGACGGCUCUACCACCUCGAGGGCUUCCGGCGCUCCGAUGUGGCCAAACACCUGGGCAAGAAUAAUGACUUCAGCAAGAUGGUUGCAGAAGAGUACCUCACAUUCUUUGAGUUUACAGACCAGACAUUGGACCAAUCGCUCAGAUGUUUUCUGAAAGCAUUCUCACUAAUGGGCGAGACUCAGGAGAGGGAGCGGGUGUUAAUUCAUUUCUCUAAUCGGUAUUACCAGUGCAACCCCACCGUCAUCACUGCACAAGAUGGAGUUCAUUGCCUUACCUGUGCGCUAAUGCUGCUCAACACUGACCUUCAUGGCCAUAAUAUUGGGAAGAAGAUGACAUGCCAGGAAUUCAUCAAUAACCUGGAAGGACUCAACGAAGGACAAGAUUUCCCCCGGGAGCUGCUGAAGGUGUUGUAUAACUCCAUCAAGAAUGAGAAGCUGGAAUGGGCCGUUGAUGGAGAUGAGCUGAAGAAGUCUCUGUCCGAGCUGGCCGAUAAGAACCACCACUCUCACACUAAGAGCAUCAGUCGCAUCAGCAGCGGCAGUAACCCGUUCCUGGACAUCGCACACGACCCCAACGCUGCCGUCUACAGAACCGGCUUCCUGACACGCAAAAUACACGCCGACAUGGACGGCAAGAAAACACCAAGAGGAAAGCGAGGCUGGAAGACCUUUUAUGCUGUUCUCAAAGGCAUGAUCCUCUAUUUGCAGAAGGACGAGUAUAAGCCGGAGAAGGCCCUGUCGGAGGACGAUCUGAAGAACGCCAUCAGUGUGCAUCACGCUCUCGCCAUCAAGGCCAUGGACUACGAGAAGAAGCCCAAUGUGCUGAAGCUCAAGACGGCUGACUGGAGAGUGUUCCUCUUCCAGGCCCAGAGCCCUGAGGAAAUGGAGGCCUGGAUUGGGAUAAUAAACUCAGUGGCGGCCAUGUUUUCGGCCCCAUCCUUCCCCGCUGCCAUUGGCUCUCAGAAGAAGUUCAGCCGCCCGCUGCUGCCGGCCACCACCACACGCAUGUCUCAGGAAGAGCAGCUCAAGUCGCACGAGGCCAAGCUGAAGCAGGUCUCCACAGAGUUAGCCGAGCACAGAUCCUACCCGCCAGAUAAGAAGGUCAAAGCCAAAGAGAUCGACGAGUACCGCUUGAAGGAGCACUACCUGGAGUUUGAGGAGAACCGUUACGAGAUGUACGUGAAGCUCCUGAAGGAGGGUGUGAAGGAGAUCCUGACGGCCCGGGACGGGGACCCAGCGCUGAAGAAGUCUCAGUCCAGCCCUUCUCUCAACCAGGAGUCCCAGCCGGCCAGCGCCAAGGUCAAGCGCAACACGUCCGAGCGCAAGGACUACCGGCCCGAGACGCCCAAGCUCACAUAGAGCCGCUGUAUAUCACGCGUGACUGUAUUUUGAUGUAAUUUAUUUACCUGCCCGACAGUUGUAUCAGGUAACAUUUGUGUAAAAUGUAAAUUGAUCAAUUGAUUGGAAGUUGUAAAUCUCUAGGUCUCCCUUGACCAGCUGGUGCUUGUGGAGCAAAUAGUGUGCUUUUCUUUUUAUUUGUAAGCGUGUAAAGAUUUCAUGGUCGCAUUUUAUUUUACAGUACGAGUGCGAGCUAGUAUUAGGUAACGACCUGGGCUAAGGAUAGUUUCAGGGUUAGCAUCUAGUUAUUACCCAGUUACUAUAGUAAGUGCAUGCAGAACGGGACUGUAAAGUAAAGUGCCACCGGUGUCGUUCAGAGAACGCGACUCUCUUGAUUGUGCUGUCCCCUAAUUUGCUUUUCUUUCAAGAGAAGUAUUUUCUUCAAGUUUAACGUCCACACACAUACAUAUGCUAGGCAGUAGAUAUAGUCUCACUCGGAGCGUUAGCUGUUAUUU